Molecule: messenger RNA, 2776 nt
Organism: Mustela lutreola (European mink)
Lineage: Eukaryota; Metazoa; Chordata; Mammalia; Carnivora; Mustelidae
Gene: CES1
Product: carboxylesterase 1
Exons: 14
Coding region: 106-1806 (566 amino acids)
Biological process (GO): lipid catabolic process
Cellular component (GO): endoplasmic reticulum; lipid droplet
Molecular function (GO): carboxylic ester hydrolase activity
Source: RefSeq, a predicted model, not a curated record
AGCUCUGGGGCGGUGGCCGGCGGAGUAGGGCAAUGGGGCGGGACCCAACAGACUCUUUUAAGUGGUGUAAACAGCUUGAAGCGCUGGAGCUGCAGCCUGUCCACGAUGUGGCUCUCCGCUCUGGUCCUGACCUCCUUUGCCACUUCCAUAGCUUGGGGGGGGCACCCAUCCUCGCUGCCUGUGGUGGACACCGUGCAAGGCAAGGUCUUGGGCAAGUACGUCAGCUUAGAAGGAUUUGCACAGCCUGUGGCCGUCUUCCUGGGAGUCCCUUUUGCCAGGCCUCCUCUGGGGUCCCUGAGAUUUGCUCCGCCACAGCCUGCAGAGCCAUGGAACUACGUGAAGAACACCACCGCUUACCCUCCCAUGUGCUCCCAGGAUGCAAUGGGGGGGCAGGUGCUCUCAGAGCUCUUUACCAACAGAAAGGAGAAUAUUGCUCUCAAGUUUUCUGAAGACUGCCUUUAUCUAAAUAUUUACACUCCCGCUGACUUGACAAAGAAAAGCCGACUGCCGGUGAUGGUGUGGAUCCACGGAGGGGGUCUGGUGGUGGGCGGAGCAUCAACCUAUGAUGGGCUGGCCCUCUCUGCCCAUGAAAACGUGGUGGUGGUGGUCAUUCAGUACCGCCUGGGCAUCUGGGGAUUCUUCAGCACAGGGGACGAACACAGCCGAGGAAACUGGGGUCACUUGGACCAGUUGGCUGCACUUCGCUGGGUCCAGGAGAACAUUGCCAACUUUGGAGGGAAUCCAGGUUCUGUAACCAUAUUUGGAGAGUCAGCAGGAGGUGAAAGCGUCUCUGUUCUUGUGCUGUCUCCCCUGGCCAAGAACCUUUUCCACCGGGCCAUCUCGGAGAGCGGCGUGGCCCUCACGGCUGCCCUGGUUAGGAAAGACAUGAAGGAAACAGCUCAGCAAAUUGCUGUCUUUGCUGGGUGUAAAGCCACCACCUCGGCUGUCCUUGUUCACUGCUUGCGCCAGAAGACAGAAGAUGAGCUCUUGGAGACGUCGCUGAAGUUGAAAUUUUUUGCCCUUGAUAUGUUUGGAGACCCCAGAGAGAGCCAUCCCUUCCUGCCCACGGUCGUUGAUGGCGUGCUGCUGCCAAAGAUGCCUGAAGAGAUUCUGGCUGAAAAGAAAUUCAACUCCGUCCCCUACAUCAUCGGAAUCAACAAGCAUGAGUUUGGCUGGCUUCUUCCAAUGAUGAUGGGUUACCCACUCUCCGAGGGAAAGCUGGACCAGAAGACGGCUGCAUCACUCUUGUGGAGGUCCUACUCCAUCGCUGGGGUCCCUGAGGAGCUGACGCCACUGGCCACUGAGAAGUAUUUAGGAGGGACAGACGACCCCGCCCAAAAGAAGGACCUGUUCUUGGACAUGAUAGCAGAUUUGGUAUUUGGUGUCCCAUCUGUGACUGUGGCCCGUCAUCACAGAGAUGCCGGAGCCCCCACCUACAUGUAUGAGUUCCGGUAUCAUCCAAGCUUCUCGUCAAACAUGAAACCCAAGACGGUGGAAGGGGACCACGGGGAUGAGCUCUUCUCUGUCUUCGGGGCCCCGUUUUUGAAAGGUGGUGCCUCAGAAGAGGAGAUCGGGCUCAGCAAGAUGAUGAUGAAAUACUGGGCCAACUUCGCCCGGACUGGGAACCCCAAUGGGAAGGGGCUGCCCUCUUGGCCAGCUUACGACCAGAAGGAAGGGUACCUGCAGAUUGGAGCCACCACUCAGCCAGCCGAGAAGCUGAAGGAUGAGGAAGUGGAUUUCUGGACUGAGCUCCUGGCCAAGGGGGCGGCAGAAAUGCCACCUCGCACAGAACACGUGGAGCUGUGAAUGGGAAGCCUGCCUGACCUUGGGGUCCGGGGAGCUCAGACCGGGGUAUUCUACAGGUGGUGUUAAUGAGCCAAAGAGCAAUCUUACUGUGGAGGCUAGGGAUUAUUGGUGGAGGAGGGUGGAGGUCAGGGAGGGGAACUGUGGCUUCCAUUUGGGGAAUAAAUUCUUUCGGAGACCAAGUCAGUGUUGGUGUCUUGGGCUUGGUGGGCACCAUUGUCUGGAAGUCGCCUCUGGUGAAGACGGCUUGGCCCUGGGAGCUGCCAAGGAGGACUCCGCCUCUGGUCCUCAACAGCUUCCAACUACCGGAUGUGGGUGGCCAGAGUGCCCUGUCCCUCCCCUCCAUGAGGAGAUACCUGUAGGCAGGGAAGGGGCAUCGUCUGUGUGCGCACUCGAGGUGGCCGCGAGGGGAGGUGGCGCCGCACCCCUGGGGCACUGUGAUGUGGCCCUUACGAACUCUUCCCCAGGCCCAGAGCUUUUCUUCAAAGGACACAGCAGCCUGCUGGGCCCUUCCCUGAGGCCAUUCCUUCCAAGCAACUUGACUGGGUCCUUUCUGUAGCCUGGGCAUUAGGAUUUUUUAAAAAACUCCCUUUGUUUAGCUGGUAUGUAGCCAGCAUUGAGAACCACUGACCUAGUCCAUGCGUUCCUGAAGGCAGGAACCCUUUCUAUAGGUCUCUGGGACUUUGGGGCCCUGCACAAUGUGUGCGCUAAAUACAGACGGAUGGUAGGAUGCAUAAGCAGGGAGGAAAGGAGUGUUGCUAGGUUCCUGGAGAUCGCAAAAAAUGUAGGCCUUCUCAGGUGAUGAGAUGGACAGACUGAUAGGUGGUGGUCAGAUGGAACUUUACAAGGUCAAAGUGCUCUUCGGCCUUCAGUGAUUCAUUGAUUAUACCUUUGACUUCUAUAAGAAGAACAGUAACUAAAAGUUACCAAAUAUUUUCUAUGUAUCUUCAUAAUAAAGUACUUUUCCUAUUCA